This is a messenger RNA of Erigeron canadensis, 4431 nucleotides long. RefSeq names its product alpha-glucan water dikinase 1, chloroplastic-like. Lineage: Eukaryota; Viridiplantae; Streptophyta; Magnoliopsida; Asterales; Asteraceae. The record is from RefSeq and is a predicted model, not a curated record. Bases 86 to 4231 code for a protein of 1381 amino acids. The transcript has 33 exons. Gene Ontology annotation, biological process: phosphorylation. Gene Ontology annotation, molecular function: ATP binding; kinase activity.
AAUAUCACUUCCCUCCACUCUUCUUAUAUAUUAAAGAAGAUAUUUUCAACAUUCUCUCCAGAUUCCAGAAUCCUCAUCAGCCAAUAUGAGUAAUUCGGUAGGACAUGGUUUGCUUAAGCCAGCCGUGUUGGAGCAUAAAGUUAAAUCAAGUUGUAAGGGAAAUGGUGGAAAAAAUUUGUUAAAAGGUCAAGCAAAUUCACAGAUACGAAAAUUGACUAGUGAUUUUCGUGGUCAAAGACUGACGAUGCGGGAAUUGGCUUUACCCAGAAGACGUAUAACUUCUGGUUUUCCUCAAGCUGUUUUGGCUACUGAUGCAGCCUCUGAGCAGCUGGUAAAGAGGUUCAAACUGGAUGGAAAUAUUGAGAUGCAGGUUGAUGUUAAAGUUUCUUCUGUUGCACUAGUAGAGAUUAAGAUUACCAACAGUGGCGAAAAUCUAUGUUUACAUUGGGGUGGUAAGCAAAAUAGAAAUGAGCAAUGGUUACUUCCAAGCAAUCGUCCUGAAGGGACUAAAGUAUACGACAAUCAGGCUCUUAGAACCCCAUUUGUGAAAUCUGGUUCCGAUUCCUCCUUGAAAGUAGAGAUUGAUGAUCCUGCAAUUGAAGCAAUAGAGUUCCUAGUAGUAGAUGAAAGACAUAAUAAAUGGUAUAAAGACAAUGGGCAAAACUUUUAUAUCAAGUUGCCUUUGGUUGAGAAGACAGUUUCAUAUGUUAGAGUUCCAGAAGAGCUUGUACAAAUACAAGCAUAUCUGAGAUGGGAGAGGAACGGGAAACAAACGUAUACACCUGAACAGGAAAAGAAAGAAUUUGAAGAAGCGAGAAAGGAGGUGCAGAGGGAACUAGAAAAGGGUAAUACUCUGAAUGACAUACAGAAGAAAUUGACCAACGGAGAGGUACCAAAAAACGUUCAAAAGCAACAAGGGAAAAAAGUUUACUCAACUCCCGGAAGAAUUAACCGAAAAAAGAGGGAUAUUAUGCAACUUUUGAAGAAACCUACUCCAGUGACAGUAAAAUCUAUGGACAUAAGACCAAUGAUUUUGUCCUCACUACAGAUCUUCUCAAAGGACAUAGAAGAACAAAGUGACACUUUAGUUUUGAACAAAAAGACGUAUAGAAUUGGUGAUAAAGAGCUUUUGGUUCUUGUAACCAAUGCUUCUGGUAACACCAGAGUCCAUUUGGCAACAGAGCUGGAGGGACCACUCACUCUUCACUGGGCAUUAUCAGAGAGCGGUGGAGAGUGGCUGGUACCACCUACAAAUUUGUUACCCUUAGGCUCCAUUUCAUUAGAUAAGGCUGCAGAAACACUGUUUUCUGCCAUCUCCGUUGAUGGUGCUAGUAACAAGCAGAUACAGACGUUUGAGUUAGAAAUCAUGGAGGGAACUUUUGUCGGCAUGCCAUUUGUUCUUCGUCAUGGUGAAAAUUGGAUUAACAAUAACGAUUCAGAUUUUUAUGUUGAGUUAACCGAAUCCAAGAAGCCAAUGAAGGAUGCGGGUGAUGGGAAGGGUACUGCUAAAGUCUUAUUAGACAAAAUAGCAUCCCUGGAAAGUGUGGCAGAACAGUCUUUUAUGCACAGAUUUAAUAUUGCAGCAGAUUUGGUGGAAGAAGCCCAGAAUGCUGAUGAGUUAGGACUUGCAGGAAUGCUUGUGUGGAUGCGGUUUAUGGCCACAAGACAACUAAUUUGGAAUAAACACUACUGCGUAAAGCCACGUGAGAUAAGCCAAGCCCAGGACCGACUCAUAGACAAGCUUCAGAAUGUUUAUAGAAGUUAUCCACAAUAUAGUGAACUUCUGCGUAUGAUCAUGUCAAGUAUUGGACGCGGAGGCGACGGGGAUGUAGGGCAACGCAUCCGCGAUGAAAUCUUGGUUAUCCAGAGAAAAAAUAAUUGUAAGGGAGGAAUGAUGGAGGAAUGGCAUCAAAAGUUGCAUAAUAAUACAAGCCCUGACGAUGUCGUAAUCUGUCAGGCACUGAUUGAUUAUAUCGAAAGUGACUUUGACAUGAGUGUAUACUGGAACACACUGAAUACAAAUGGAAUAACAAAAGAACGACUUCUAAGUUAUGAUCGGGCCAUUCACCACGAGCCAAACUUCUCGGGAGACCAAAAAGAGGGUCUUUUGCGUGAUCUUGGGCACUACAUGAGAACAUUAAAGGCAGUUCAUUCAGGCGCCGAUCUUGAGUCUGCAAUUUCGAACUGCAUGGGCUAUAGAACUGAGGGAAAAGGCUUCAUGGUUGGGGUUAACAUAAAUCCUAUUUCCGGCUUGCCAUCUGGUUUUCCAGAAUUGCUUCAAUUUGUUCUAGAGCAUGUCGAAGAUAAGAAUGUGGAACCCCUUCUUGAGGGACUGCUUGAGGCACGUGAGGAGCUUAAGCCAGCACUUUCUAGUUCAAAUGACCGUCUUAAGGAUCUACUUUUUGUGGACAUUUCCCUGGAUUCUACUGUAAGGACAGCCAUUGAAAGAAGCUAUGAGGAGUUGAAAGAUGCUAAACCAGAUAAAAUUAUGUAUUUAAUCACUCUUCUUCUCGAAAACCUCAUACUUUCAUCAGACAACAAUGAAGAUCUCAUCUAUUGCUGGAAGGGAUGGAAUCGAGCACUAACCAUGGUGAAGAAUGGAGAUAAUGAUUGGGCACUAUUUGCAAAAUCAGUCCUUGAUAGAACUCGACUUGCCCUUGCUACCAAGGGAGAGUUGUACCAUCAACUGUUGCAACCUUCUGCUGAGUAUCUUGGAGCACUGCUUGAUCUGGACCAGUCAGCGGUAAGCAUUUUUACUGAGGAGAUGAUUCGUUCUGGAUCAGCUGCUCCUUUAUCAUCAUUGGUCAAUAGACUUGAUCCAAUUCUCCGUGGUGUGGCUAAUUUGGGGAGCUGGCAAGUCAUCAGCCCAGUUGAAGCUGUUGGAUAUGUUGUGGUGGUUGAUGAGUUACUUUCGGUUCAAAACAAAACUUAUGACGUGCCAACUAUUUUAGUGGCAAAGUCUGUGAGUGGGGAGGAGGAAAUUCCUGAUGGUGCAGUUGCGGUAUUAACACCUGACAUGCCAGACGUCCUAUCUCAUGUUUCUGUUCGUGCAAGAAACAGUAAGAUUUGCUUUGCAACUUGUUUUGAUCCUGAUAUUCUGGAUGAUCUUCGAGAAAAAGAAGGGAAGUUGUUGAAUCUAAAACCUACAUCUGCUGAUGUCACCUACAGUGUUAGUGAGGUGAAAGAUGGAAAUCUAACACGAUCAAAUAACUCUGAAGAAGUCGGUCCAGUACCAACAAUUCAGUUGGUCAAAAAGCAGUUUAGUGGUAGAUAUGCCAUAUCAUCUGAGGAGUUCACGAGCGAGAUGGUUGGUGCUAAAUCACGCAACAUUGCAUACCUUAAAGGGAAAGUCCCGUCUUCUGUUGGCAUUCCAACCUCAGUUGCGCUGCCUUUUGGAGUUUUUGAGAAAGUUCUUUCUGAUGAAUCAAAUCAGGGAGUGUCAGAAAAACUGCAGAUUCUGAACAAAGAACUAGGGGAAGGAGAAUCUGAUGUCCUUGAAGAGAUUCGAAAGACGGUUUUGGAUCUUUCUGCACCACCCCAACUGGUACAAGAACUGAAAAACGAAAUGCAAAGUUCUGACAUGCCAUGGCCAGGUGAUGAAGGUGAACAGAGAUGGGAACAAGCAUGGAUGGCUAUUAAGAAGGUUUGGGCUUCAAAAUGGAAUGAGAGAGCAUACUUCAGUACAAAAAAAGUGAAACUAGACCAUGACUUUCUGUGCAUGGCUGUCCUGGUCCAGGAAGUAAUAAACGCUGAUUAUGCAUUUGUUAUUCACACCACCAAUCCAUCAUCAGGAGAUUCAUCAGAGAUUUAUGCGGAGGUGGUAAUGGGACUCGGAGAGACUUUGGUAGGAGCUUACCCUGGUCGUGCUUUGAGUUUCAUUUCUAAAAAAGAUAAUCUUGACUCCCCCAAGGUUCUUGGUUAUCCUAGCAAACCCAUUGGUCUUUUUAUAAGGAGAUCAAUUAUCUUCCGAUCCGACUCUAAUGGAGAAGAUCUAGAAGGCUAUGCCGGUGCAGGACUUUAUGAUAGUGUGCCUAUGGAUGAAGAAGAUAAGAUAAUUCUUGAUUAUUCAUCUGACCCUUUGAUCAUUGAUGUUAACUUCCAAAAAUCAAUCCUCUCGAGCAUUGCCCGAGCUGGCGAUUCUAUUGAAAAGUUAUAUGGAACUCCUCAAGACAUUGAAGGUGUAGUACGAGAUGGAAAGAUCUAUGUUGUCCAAACUAGACCGCAGAUGUGAUUAUGUAACUACAAAGAAUACGUUGGUAGCAUAUAAUUAAGGAUCCUAUAGUUAAAUAGAAUGUGGCUAAUUCUACCACAUUAAGUUUAUUACAGAGUAUUAUAGAUAGUAAUCGUCAACUGUUCUCUCAGAUUAAUGUUUCUUGUAAUGAAAAUUUGUAACAAGAACCUAUUAUAGUAAUAUGAUGAUAUCAUCACCCA